Molecule: messenger RNA, 6480 nt
Organism: Bombyx mori (domestic silkworm)
Lineage: Eukaryota; Metazoa; Arthropoda; Insecta; Lepidoptera; Bombycidae
Product: transmembrane protein 245
Exons: 14
Coding region: 256-2892 (878 amino acids)
Source: RefSeq, a predicted model, not a curated record
UAACAAUCGCUUUCGUCACUGUUACUCUUAUGCAUUUACUUAUACAGCUAUCCUGCUGUCAAGCUGUAAAACAGUACCACUAUCUAGUUAUUCGGGGCUCGGCGUACAAUAUACAUCGCCAAAAAUAAAAUAAAUGAUCUCACUUAUCCUCGGACUAUGUACACCUUCGAAAACAAUAAUUUACCAACCUAUGGCUUUCUUGUGAUUUAAUAAUAGUAGUUUUCUACGGAAUCUGCUGAGAGUAAUAAUACAGCCAUGCAGCAGUCACCUUUUGAAAAUAUUUUCAAUAUCCUGGGUGGUAUAACUGAAGGCAAUGAAAAGCCUAUGAAGCAUGGGUUUUAUAAUGCUUUUGCCCUUUUCAUACUCACAAUAUGUUGCGCCGCGGUAUACGUUCUAUUCCUAAUACUAGAACCAUUCUUCAAACCAUUAUUUUGGGCUCUAUUAGUCGGUUCAAUACUGCACCCUUUCAAAUAUAAAAUUUCGAAGAAACUCAAGUCGUGGUUCGAAGAUCUGGAGAAGUCUGACACGUCAGUGAUAGUCGGUUUGAUGGUGAUCCCAAUAAAUGUUGUUAACUUCGCUUCAGACACAAUUGGACAACAAUUUAGAGAGCACUACAAGACUGUAAUUACGCUACUCUCUGCAAUAUUUGUGUUGCCAUGGUUGUAUGAUUCUAUACCACGAGGUUUAUCCUGUCUAUUCUGGCAGUUGAUCAGUUUCAUUAGCUUUUCCACCAAAAUGCUAAUAAGCAUCUGCACCUCAUAUAUUACUCUAACCAUAGUUUUGGCCUACAUUAUCAGCGUUUACACAUUAUGGACACCACAAAGGGAGAACAUGUUCCGAGUGACGUCACAACUACUUUGGCUCGUAAUUACGAGCUUUAUGGCUAGUUUAACGGGUUCCAUCCAAGUGUACACAUUCAUUUUUCUCCAAAUUAUAUGUAUAACUGGCUUUAUAAUGGAAAUUCUGGAUGUUCACAAGAAAAUCCUGUUAAAGGAUCCUGAAGCAUCGAUCAUAAUAUCGAUACACAGAGUUAUAACAAACAGUCACAGAGAGAAAGAAACUAACACAGAAGACAGUAAAUCUGAUAGUGCGCAAAUCUCUGCUAGCGAAACUGAAGGGACCCCGGAUAAGGAGACCCCUUCUCCCGGUACACCAGAAACGUUACCCAAAAGCGGAAGCUGGACCAGCAAUGAACCCAGCCAAUGUCCUCCAAGACCACCGAAAAUAUUGUAUAAAACGCGAACAUUGUCCGCAUUGCCACUGUCGGGUACAGGCAAAGUUAAACAAGAAUAUCGCUUCCUGCCAUCAAUUAAACACAAAUCGCUCGAUGAUUAUUACAUGAAGAAUAACUUCGACAAUGACGAAGAAACAGCGUUGUAUUUCAAAUUGCUUUUCUUCGGUUUCCUCUGUAUGUUGGUCUGGAAGAACAUAUGGUUACUGCCAUUAGUUUUGGUGUUUUUAGUUAUACACUUCAUGAAGAUUGGUUUGGAUUAUUUCGGAGUCUGGUUGUUCUUUGAAAACCAGUACAACAAUGUGGCUUUGAAGAUAAAAGCUUGGUGGAAUAAUAGGGAGACUGCUCUAAUACCAGCACAUAUACGUGGAGUCGGUAAAAUGAUGUCAAUAUGCAAUACAAGCCUCAGAGAUAUGGCAUAUAGCUCUGUAGAUACUGUGUCCAGUUGCAUUGUAAUCAUUGGCUUGAUACUAUUUCUUACAGUAGCAACCAUUUUUAUUUGUAUACAGAUAUACUCGGAAGCCAUAGUUGUGGUACAACUAAGCGGUAGUCUUCUUAACAGUACGUAUGUUCAGAAUAGUGUAUUGCAUAACUAUCUGCCCGAGGGAUGGGAGGAGAAACUCGACUCUCUUAUCGAUGACGCGUAUACGUACGGAAGGGAAGGAAUAUCGACAACCGUUAAAAACAUCUUGAAGGAAGGCGAUCCAGAGAAAGUAUCACGCGUCGAACAACAAGUUUUGGAGAUUUGGGAUAGAGUUUAUCAGAGUUGGGCGUCGGGACAUUUCGCCACGGCGGUCGGGCCCCAAGUCGAUAGUACCGCCAUACAGGACUCGUGGGAUAACUUCGUCAACAACGUAUCCGACUCAUCGAGUUUGUUCGACUACUCCGGUGUAGUUUCGUGGUUACAAGCUAACGUGGGUACUCUGAGCGCUAUAGCCAGUAGCAUAUGGGCGCCGCUGGCCAGCAAUGUUUCGUUACUGGCCGGAUCUUUGGGGGCAUUUACGUCAUUACUCCUCGGAGGAGGCAGCGCGAUUAUCAACAUGUUCAUAAAUAUGAUAGUAUUCUUCACGACACUGUUCUAUCUGCUAGCGUCCAGUAACGCGCUCUACAAGCCAGUGGAAGUGAUCACUCAGGUGCAGCCGAAUUUCGGACCCCGUCUUGGCAUUGCACUUUCUGUUGCUAUCAACCAGGUAUUCAGGGCAUCGUUCAAAAUGGCGUUGUUCUAUGGAUUAUGGACUUGGCUAGUGCACAAUCUCUUCGGGGCUAAAGUGGUAUAUUUACCUUCAGUUCUAGCUGCAGUGCUAGGAGCUGCGCCGUUCCUAGGGCCAUAUUUGGCGGGUUUACCGGCAGCUCUUGAUGUGUGGCUUCAGGGCAGACCCUUGGCGGCUGUGAUGCUGCCCCUUGUUCAAGCCGCACCCAUCGCAUUUUUAGAUGCGGCUGUUUACGCUGAGAUUAAAGAUGGUGGACAUCCCUACGUGACAGGUCUAGCUAUAGCGGGCGGUAUCUUCUAUCUCGGUCCCGAAGGAGCUAUACUAGGUCCCUUGUUACUAUGCUGUCUUAUGGUGGUCCUGAAUUUAUCGUCAGCAUUCCUCCGAGACACGCCAACGGACGAGAGGGCCGCCUUACAUUCUCGUGUCAGGUCAUUAUUCGGACGCUCUUAAUCCUGAGAUAUGGUGCCUAUAUGUAUUGAAUUGCAUGGGACAACUAACCAAAGGUCAAUUGAAAACAUUUUAUUUUUAAUUAAAUUUAAAUUAUAAAUUAUUAUUUAACAUGAAAACAUUUAGUAGACUUAUAUCGAUUACUUACUAACGCCGCAUGAAGCUAUCCGUGAAAUUAAAUUGAUAUCUAAGUAAACAACCAACAGGUUUCGAAUAAAGCUAGAUACAUUUUAUUGAAAAAUAAAAUAAAUUUAUAAAUUCACUUUAUUAAUUGAUAACAUAAAAGUAAUUUGAAAUCGAGAUAGGAAAUCAAGGUAGGUAAAAAUCAAAAAUCGAUUUUUGCAGAAAUUAAAUACAAUCCCAGUGGACCGCACUAGUAUGCGCAUCUAAUGAAUACAUACAUAUUAAAAUUUCAGUAAAAUAGUUCUAAAUUUAAUAGAAUGAACGAAACCAAAUGUAGUCUGUUCUAGUUUUAUUAAGAAGGAAAUAAAGUAUUAUAUUAUCUGCUCUCUAAAAGUUCAAAGCAUAUUGCGCUUUAAAAAAACACAACAAAAUAGUUGAUUGCCUUUAAGAUUUAUCGUUAAUGAGUUGAGAUUUAAAGUAAAAAGUAUCUUAUAUAGACAUUUAAAACGAUCCUUAACACCGAUGCGAAGAAGUGUUCAUAUAUUUUUUUAAUAAAUUCAUCUUGUUUGCGGCACAUUGUCCCAGUGGUUAACUGCGUGUCAUUUUUCAGUUAGUCUUAUGAAUUAGUGAACACAAGCAAGUAGUGGCUCUGCUGAGUGAGCCCUAGCAUUGCUGAUGUCCAUGGACGUCGGAGUUCACGCCGUAUUGGUUUUCUGUGUCUGACAUGGAAAACUCAAUACAUUUGCCACGCAAGAAAAAAUAACGCUAAAUUAUGUAUUCCAUUAAAAUUUGGUCGCUCGCGUCACAAGCCUUGGGCUUCGCUAAUUAUCUGCUCUAUAAUGUUAAAUUGCAUAAAGUGCACAAAAAUAUUAGCAAACUAUUCUCUCGUCGAACAAAUAGUGAUAAUUCAAAAACAUUGAAGAUCCAGUGUGUAUACAGUAUAUUUUACUUAAAAAAAGAAACAAUUCAAUGCUUUAAUUAAUCCCUUAAACAAAAACUAUAGCAGUAGAAGGUUUAUUGAUUUGUGAACAACGAACUUAAUAGGUAGCUUAACAAGAUAGGUAAUUAUUCACAUUUUCAAAAGCACGGCGUCGUCUGAUCCCGCCCCCUGCUAGCAUCCCCCUCUAAGGCCCACGAGGGUUAACGAUAGGGAUGUGCGCGUUAUCAAUCCUAUUUACCAUAAAAAAAAUAUUUUAAACUAACACAUUUUAUCGAUGAAAUCGCCAACGUCUUCAUUUACUGGACCGAUUAUUUUGCACUCAGCACAAAUCCGACAUACACUUUAACAUGCACUUUAAGAUUCUUUGGCGAAUUUAUUUUAUUCAAAUAUUAAUGAUAACAAAAUGUAUUUACACGUAAUAAACCUCCCAGAUGAUCGUUAGAAGACUGAAUUUUGACUUGAAACUAAGUAAUAAAUAUCUUCUAUUCAAUCAGUCAGCUGUGUCAGUCUAUGCCUAUAUUCUCACUAUACAUUUCAGUAUAAACAGUUUUGUAGUGUUUUAUGUUUUAACUUCGCUGUCGUAUCUAAUAGAUUUAUUACCUUCAUAUAUAAUUUGAAAGACUAAUCUUGUAAACAAUUUUACAUUGUUAGCAAUGAUUAAAGAGGUAUUGUUCAGUUUUUGCCAGUGGUAGAUAUAAUUGACACUACUUUUACGCUUCAAUAUAAUUUCAAUCUGAAUAUAGUUUGAAUCAUAUACUUGAGGGAGUCCAUAUAGAGUCCCUUCUUUAUUUCGCCGUAAAGUCGUGUUUUAUGUAAUUAAUACCACAGUUGAGACAAUAGAAAUUUUAAAACAAUUUUAAGUUAUUAUAUUAUAAUAGUUAUUAAAUACAUUACAAAUUAUUUUUUCGUUUUUAAAUUUUCGGCGGUAAAAAAAAAGGUCCCGUCUCACAGACUAUCUUCUUUUUUUUUCAUCUCUCGUGCGUUCCGGCUUACGCAUCAUAAAAACGUGCGUUCUUAAACGCCAGAUACUAAAUCACAUUUUGAUAUAUUAUUAUAGAAGUUUUAUAGGCCAGCCUAAUGUGAUGAGUAAUAUAUAAAUGGUGCUUUAUUAAUGUUUUUAAGUGUACGUUUUUAAAUAAUGAUAUUAAAUAUUUCAAUUUGAAAUUUAUUCAUUAAUUUAUGUUAAUGAUAUUAUUAUCUGUUAAUACUUUUUGAUAAACGGUUGUUCGACGUUUUAAACGGAAUCGCAUAUUCUUCCUACGCAUAAUGACCUCUCCGGUUUGGAAUAUCAUCAUAGAAUUGUUCACUAAGGUAAGAAAGUUGUCGAAUACUCAAAAUCUUAUAUAUUACGAUGUUGAUAAAAAUAAGUAUUUUACUCGAAAAUUACAUUCUUAAAACAUAAUUUUAAAGUUUUCCACAAAAAAUCUAGAAGACAUGCUAUACUUCUGCUAUUCAUAACAAAAGCAAUACCAAAUAAUAAAAAUGUAUCGAUAUUAUAAAAUAAAAAAUCGUUUUUCUUUAUAUUUUUUAUGUUGCAUCUCUAUGGAAAUGAAGUGAGCAUAGGUAAAACCGAAGUCUAAAAGGCAAAACAGUGCUUCCAAUCCCUUACUACUUGGCAUUAACACUUUAUUAGUGGAAUGUAAAUUACUUAAUAAACAACAUGUCAUUAAAAUGACCUUUAAACGUAAAUUUUGAAUAAAUCUGUAUUUUGCACUUUAACGUUAUUAUUAUGUCAUUGUGAACGAAUUAUGAAUUAUCAUUAAAUUUUAAAAUUUAGAAAACAGUUGACAAUUGAAAAUUAAACCUGUUUGAAAAUUGAAAAUGUAGAAUCGCAAAAAACGAUAGCUUAUAAACAAAAAGAAAACAGAGAAGCUUAUAAUUUAAUUUUGAACCCUACGCCAUCGUUGAAUACAAGUUUUUUUUAGAACCACGAUUUGACAAAUUAUAACUUAAUACAGUAUUCUUUCUUUAUUAAAUUUUCUUGAUCAUCAUUUGAAAAUGAUUCUUAUAGCUAUUGAAAUAAUAGCUUAUAUUAAAAAAAACUCGGUGUAUGUAAGAUGUGCUCCAUUUUGGAAGGACAUAAAUUUAGAUAAGUACUAAAGAAGUGAUAUAUGAUUCAAACAGUUGAGUCGAAUUUUACUAAGAAAUCCAAACUCUGUUCUCACCCAAUAUCUAAUUGUCUCCAGCUUUGUGUGCUUGUCCGCGCAAACUAUUUCAUACUCUAUCGUAUUUUAUGUAAGUAACUUUGGCCAAAUACUUACCUACUGUUUUAAUAAAUACCUAACUUAGGAAAUAUGACUAUUAUAUUACGCAAGAUUUUUUUUCUUGUAUUUUAAAAUAAACAGCCCUUAGCAGUUGCUAAAGAAUCGUCCAGAUUUAUUUAAGUUGUAUAAUUUGUAUAAAAAGUAUUAUAUUAUAAUUUAUAAUGUAAUUAUAUUUAUAAUUAGUUUAUUGCAUUGCGAAACGCUAAUAUUAUGUAUUAACUGCAUACCUAGUGUUGCUUUCUAAUAAAAGUAUUAAUUUGCAAA